GGCGGAGCCGCCGGGCGCUUAAAGGGGCCGCAGUCCGCCCGCGGCUCCGGCCAGGCCCUCCGCUCCCGGCGCCGGGGGUCCCGGCGGCCGCAUGAGCCGCGCGCGCGGGGCGUCGUGCCGGGCCUGCCUCGCGCUGGCCGCGGCCCUGGCCGCACUGCUGCUGCUGCCGCUGCCGCUGCCCCGCCCGCCGGCCCCGGGCCCGCGCGCGCCCCCGCCCGCGUCCGCGUCCGCCGCCCCCAGCCUGGGGCCCGACGACGUCUUCAUCGCCGUCAAGACCACGCGGAAGAACCACGGGCCGCGCCUGCGGCUGCUGCUGCACACCUGGAUCUCCCGGGCCCGCCGGCAGACGUUCAUCUUCACCGACGGGGACGACCCUGAGCUCCAGCUCCAGGGCGGCGGCCGUGUCAUCAACACCAAUUGCUCCGCUGUUCGCACCCGCCAGGCCCUCUGCUGCAAAAUGUCCGUGGAGUACGACAAGUUCAUCGAGUCAGGUCGCAAGUGGUUCUGCCAUGUCGACGAUGACAAUUACGUGAACCCUAAGAGCCUCCUGCACCUGCUUUCCAGCUUCUCACCCAGCCAGGAUGUCUACCUGGGGCGGCCCAGCCUGGACCACCCCAUCGAGGCCAUGGAGAGGGUCCAGGGUGGCAGAACUGUGACCACGGUCAAGUUCUGGUUUGCUACUGGUGGGGCCGGGUUCUGUCUCAGCAGAGGCCUCGCCCUCAAGAUGAGUCCAUGGGCCAGCCUCGGCAGCUUCAUGAGCACGGCCGAGCAGGUGCGGCUGCCGGAUGACUGCACAGUGGGCUACAUCGUGGAGGGGCUCCUGGGCGCCCGCCUGCUGCACAGCCCCCUCUUUCACUCCCACCUGGAGAACCUGCAGAGGCUGCCCCCGGACACCCUGCUCCAGCAGGUGACCUUGAGCUAUGGUGGUCCUGAGAACCCACAUAACGUGGUGAAUGUGGCCAGAGGCUUCAGCCUGCAGCAGGACCCCACACGGUUUAAGUCUAUCCACUGCCUUCUCUACCCAGACACGGAUUGGUGUCCCAGGCAGAAGCAGGGCGCCCCAACCUCUCAGUGACACCAAUGGCCCCGACCCACCGCUGCCUGGGCUCCAUCCCAGCUGCGGGAAGUUGGAGCCCCCCACAUGGCCUCGGUGGGCUCCAUCAGGUGCCACAGCCACGCUAGUGAGAUGCAGGUGCCUGGCAGACCCUCGGGCUAGUCUGGCAUCUGGGCUCCACUGCUUACUGCUAAAGGCGGGUGCCAGGCUGGCCAGGUGCUGAGGAGCAGGCUCCAGGCUAAGAUCCUGGUCCAACCAUGGCCAUGGCAAGGACUUAGCUUGGUAGGGUUGGUGGGGGAUGCCACCCUCUCUGCCACAGGCUGGGUGCAUGGCCAGGCAUUGCAGUGGGGACUCAGGCCCAGGAAGGCCGAGCUCUGCUCCCAGCCGCCAAGCCUCAUUCGGAGGCCUCCUGACUGGGGCCACAGACAUGCUUUUCUCCGCUCUGAGUUAUGGCUCAAGGCGCCUUUCUGGGUCCUGCUCCCGCCCCACUGUGCCUGGGCCCAUAAACAGCAGGAGCCUUUUGUCUGGGGCUCCCUGGACUGAGACCACUCCUGGCCCACCCGUCCCUACACACCCACCUCCCCGCCCAGUGGCUUCCACAGGGGACAUGGGACAGGGGCCAUCAUGCCCCUUCUGCCUCCUGCUUUGCUGUUGCCAAGCAUGAGUAAAGGCUCUGUUCUUACCCCA
Saimiri boliviensis boliviensis (Bolivian squirrel monkey) is the source of this 1741-nucleotide messenger RNA. It is a transcript of the gene RFNG, whose product is annotated as RFNG O-fucosylpeptide 3-beta-N-acetylglucosaminyltransferase. Gene Ontology annotation, cellular component: Golgi membrane. Gene Ontology annotation, biological process: pattern specification process. The record is from RefSeq and is a predicted model, not a curated record. Gene Ontology annotation, molecular function: O-fucosylpeptide 3-beta-N-acetylglucosaminyltransferase activity. NCBI's taxonomy places the organism in Eukaryota, Metazoa, Chordata, Mammalia, Primates, Cebidae.